Messenger RNA from Eublepharis macularius, 1299 nucleotides. Its product is annotated as lithostathine-1-alpha-like. Gene Ontology annotation, molecular function: signaling receptor activity; oligosaccharide binding; peptidoglycan binding. Bases 83 to 604 code for a protein of 173 amino acids. The record is from RefSeq and is a predicted model, not a curated record. The transcript is spliced from 6 exons. NCBI's taxonomy places the organism in Eukaryota, Metazoa, Chordata, Lepidosauria, Squamata, Eublepharidae. Gene Ontology annotation, biological process: venom-mediated disruption of cell wall in another organism; positive regulation of cell population proliferation; response to peptide hormone.
AGGCAGGACUCCCUAGGUACCGCCCUGCAUCCACCCGGAUCAGCUACCCAGGAAAGAAACCAACAGGCAGGAGAACCAGAAGAUGGGACAGGCGGUCUACCUUGGCCUCUGCCUCCUGGGCUGCCUCAUCUUUAACCCUGUGGUGGAAGGUGCCAAGAACGGCACAGCGGCGGGCCGUGCUCGAUGUGCUCCGGGCGCACUCUACUACAAACAGUUCUGCUAUAUAUUUAACAGCUACUUCGUCUCCUGGCAUCUUGCAGAGGUCACAUGCCAGGGACUGAACACCGGACCUGAGUCUCACCUGGUUUCUAUUCUUUUUGCAAAUGAGGGGAAAAUAAUUUCCUCCUACCUGAGUAAAAAGGGGAUUAGCGACAUUUGGAUCGGCCUGGAGGCUACACGCAGCAAUGGGUACAUGGUCUGGGAAUGGAGCGAUGUCUCGCCUCUCAGUUUGCCUCUCUGGGACGGCCGCACCCUCAGCAGCGCGAUUUCUGCCAACGAAUGUGUCUCCAUGACCAACAUCCGGAACACAAAUGCCCAGAAAUGGCUGCAACGUGCCUGUAAUGACACCCUGCCCUUCCUCUGCAAGUACAGGGCUGAAUACUAGCCCUUGGGUACCUGCCCAGCAUCCAGGAUGGAAAUGCAAGGUCUAUGUCUAGGAACAAUUCAGCCACUUUGGAUGAUAGCUCCAGUUCUCAGAUGCUGCCGUGUCAAGGAAACAAUUUUAGUUCCUUGCUCCUUGUCAGAAGAGCCACUUCCAAAUUUAACCUGUGACAACCACUUUUUCAAAUCACAACCUAAGAUCCCCCCCACACACACACACGCAUGCACACACUUGGGGCCCUGGCUCUCUUGGUUAAGAGCAGAAGCCCAGAGCACUUGCAAGCCAAAUCCCACAAGCUUCUAAUUUCAGCUGAUGAGUAGCAAAGUUUGCAACUUGGGAGUGAUUUGAUAUUUUCACAGAGAAAUCUGCACCAUCAGAUCUGAAGCUCUUCUGCUUUUUAUGUCAAAACAGCACGCCUUCCCCCCAGUGGUGAAGCAGAAAAAUGUCUGCCCAGAGAAUCUUCCUCUAGGCUGUGUGGAAGGUGAGCUUUGCUGGAAGUGCAGAUCAGCCAAUUCAUCUCUGUGAAUGAGGUGUGCAUAUCUGCACUAUGAGGGCAAAAUAUAUAUAAAGCGGGUGAUGUGUCUUGUUUCAUCCCAUGAGAUGUGGUACAUGAUGUACAGGAUUUCUGAACCUUCCAGCCAGCUUCUGCUUUCUUUGAUGUCUGUCACUCCUUGAGAAUAAAACUUCAGAACAAGAAA